GAGAAAGAUUAAAAACAUAUCGCGUCUUUUGUUCUCUUCUUCACAGUUCCUAAUCAUCAAACCAAAAAUAAAUAAUCGAAUAAUAUUUGUUGGCAAAUCUCAUCUUUCUGUUUUCGUUGAUCACUCUUGAGUUUCAGAGACAUGGCGCUCUCGAAGUUCGUUGCUUUGUUACUUCUCUUCGCCUUGGUUUUCACCACCGGUGUGUUUUCCGAUGCCGGAAUCGACGGCGGUGAUGAACCGACAACCGCUGGAUCCGUCGGCGGCGGUUCGGACUCCGCUUCUAAGAUUCAGUUGGAUCAGCUUAAUGCCAAAAUCCGUGCCCUAGAAUCCCUCAUUGAUGAGAAAAGCAGAGAACUUAAAGGGAGAGAGGAGUUAGUAGCAGAGAAGGAGAAGCUUCUCAAAGAGAGACAGGAAAAGGUUUCUUCCUUGGAAACUGAGGUUUCAUCACUUAGGGAAAAGGGUUCAUCAGAUUCUGUGGAACUGUUGGAAAAAGCUCAAGCACGAGUUAGUGAAUUAGAGAAGCAGGUAGAGGUACUUAAGAACUUUCUGGAGCAAAAGAAUAAGGAGAAAGAAUCUACUGAAGCUCGGAUUAGUGAAGCCGAGAAAAAGCUAAACGAAUUGAACUCGAGAUUGGAUAAACUUCACAAAACAAAGGAAGAGCAGAAGAGCAAAAUACGAAAACUUGAGCGUGCUCUUAAAAUUUCAGAGGAAGAAAUGUUACGGAUGAGGCAUGAAGCGGCCACAAAGGCUAGGGAACUCCAGGAGGUUCAUGGGUCGUGGCUUCCUCAUUGGCUUGCUGUACACUGGGUUCAUUUCCAGACUGUUGCUGGGCCACACUGGGAUGCCCACGGAAAACCGGUUAUUGAGAAAGUAACUCAAAAGGUGACGCAAGCGAAGACUCAAGCUGAAAAGUGGGCUGAACCACAUCUGGUUAAUGUUAAAACUAAAUAUAUUCCAGCCGUUAAAGAGACUAUCAAAACGCAUGUUGAGCCACACGUACACACACUAUCUACCAAAGCCAAAGAGGCUUACCAUGCUUCCAAGAGUGCAGUUACUCCACAUAUUGUCAAGUUUCAAGAACAUGUAGAUCCAUAUUACCAGGAGGCUAGAAAGUUCAGCAAGCCAUACGUUGAUCAAGUGGCCUCGGCCACAAAACCACAUGUUGAUAAGGUGAGAGCUACCAUGAAGCCUUACACAAAGAAGGCUAUUCAUCACUACAAAGAGUUUCUAAAAUCUGCUACAACGUAUCACCAUCAGGUUCAAGCCAAUGUCGAAAGAAAAUUGAAGAGCCAUGAGCUGACGGCACCGUUUGCCACCAAAGAGUUCAUUUGGUUUGCAGCAUCUGCUUUGUUGGCGUUGCCCAUCUUCAUAGUGUACAGAUUCCUCUGCGCUCUCUUCCGCACAAAGACGAAGAAGCCUACUCGACACUCUCAGCAUCAAGGUCGUCGUAAGGCCAAAAGGGCUCAUUUUGACAAGUGA
This is a messenger RNA of Eruca vesicaria subsp. sativa (arugula), 1479 nucleotides long. The record is from the annotation of a GenBank genome assembly. Lineage: Eukaryota; Viridiplantae; Streptophyta; Magnoliopsida; Brassicales; Brassicaceae.